Anguilla rostrata (American eel) is the source of this 9553-nucleotide messenger RNA. It is a transcript of the gene stard3nl, whose product is annotated as STARD3 N-terminal like. Gene Ontology annotation, cellular component: late endosome membrane; lysosomal membrane; endoplasmic reticulum membrane. NCBI's taxonomy places the organism in Eukaryota, Metazoa, Chordata, Actinopteri, Anguilliformes, Anguillidae. The record is from RefSeq and is a predicted model, not a curated record. Gene Ontology annotation, molecular function: cholesterol binding. The transcript is spliced from 9 exons. The coding region runs from base 5121 to 5804 and encodes 227 amino acids. Gene Ontology annotation, biological process: cholesterol transport.
UGGGGCGCUAGGGUGGAGAAGCUCUAUGAUAGAAUUCACCGUACAUUUGGUUAAUUCAAGUAAGAAAAUUACUGAGGACAAGCAUGCGCUUGCACAACUGACUGUGUCCAAUGCGCAAGCAUUAGGCCUAUAUGUGUGCAGGCAUGGCAUCACCAUGUUUUCCCAGAGACAGAGAGUAUACUGAAGAGUGUUGAAGCAAAAUUUCAUGGAUAAAAUGCAAAAGCACUUUAUUCAUAAAACUUAGUGUUAUUUGAUGCUUGUGUUUUCCUUUUACUGUAUAUCAAGGCUAAUACUGAAAACGUUUUAAAAAAUUCUGCAAAAAAUACAACAAAUACACAUGCACAUAAUAUGGGGUUAUUUUAAUAUGAAGUGGGUGCAUCUGAACAUUUCCCACCUCUAUGCAGUAGGCUACAUAGUACUAAUAAUAAUAACUUUGUGUAACAACAAAGUUUCAGUCAUGAGAUUUUUUCCCCUUUAAUCUGUUUCAGUCAUGAGAUUUUUUCCCCCUUUAAUCCUUGGGAGUUGUAGCUAGAAAUGUUGAUGCACAUUCAUGAUUAGGUGUGUGGAUUAGCAGGGUGGUGGAUGUGUGUCUGUCUGUGUGCAGGGCCAAUAGAUGUAAUGAUUUUCAAGAUGUUUUCACAACGUUGCUACCUUUCAGAUAAUUGCCUACUGCAAACAUCAUAAUACUCCUUCAACUUUUAAGCUACCUUUAACUUGCCAUUCCAACAUUAUUUGUAUUUUUCUGUCAUUUCUAUACACCAGUUAAUGGCUGAGAUAUUCAACACUCAAUUUGGUGCUUUUUUCUUUUUUCUGAUGUUUGGAAGUGAUCUAGGCAUCAUUUGGUGACCUAGUGCCACUACUCGAAAGUCUACAAAAUCACAUUGGGUUGUAAUGGUCAUUGGAUUGCACUGGUAAAGUUUUAAGAUGCUACAGCUCUAUUUACUUUUUCAUCUGGUAACGACUAAACAGCUGCUGAAACAACCACACUAAAGUUUAUUAAUACAUUUUACAUUCUGGUUUGUCAUGUUCAUGUACUUGCAAUUCUGCUUCCUGCUUUUGCUUUUAAAAUUUUGUUAACAAUCCAUAAAGAUCUCACUAGCACUGCCUCAAGUGUCAUUUGAAACUUUGAAAGAUUAGGCCAGUGGAAUGUUCAGUUGAAUUUCUCAUUUCUGUGUUUGAUGGCCAGAAUGACCUUUAAACUUGAUUCCUUUUUGUUUUUGUUUUUUGUUUUGUCAAUGUCCAAUGUCCACAAAUUGACCUUUUGUAAAAUGAGAAUUAGGCUUGCUCAGUAAAGGAAGCUCAAAGCUUAUGAACUUCAGAGCCCUGACUGGACACAUGACCUGCAUUAACUUUUUCCCCCAAAUUAUUUUGAAAGGAUUCAGUGGAUGGACUCUGUCUAUAGGCAGAUUGCCUCAACUCUGCUGAAAAGCAUUCACUGUCUUUCCUGCAAAGUCAUGAUCAGGAAUGUAUUAAAGCCGCUUUGACUUAUACAAGAAAUGAUUUAGGCUGACUAUUUUUUAAAUACUUUGAUAAGAAAUCCCAAAGACUCCUGAGUGCAGACUAGACCAUAUGGAUACACAUUUAAGCCUUAACCUCAGCUUUGGUACCCACCGAGUAUGACUGGGAGGAGUGGAGCUCUAUUGUCCUUCUCCCACCAGGAAAGGGUGGGUAAUUUGCUGUACAUAAGUUACUUCCAACAACACAUAGGCACCCACAUGUUGUCUCUGUCAUCAGAGAAAGAUAUGCCUCUCUUCCAAUUUGCAUUAUAGCCUAUUUCCUGUAGUUCUGUGUGGGCAGAACUUCUGUGUGUGUGAAAUAAAUUAGGUGGUGACUCGCAGGCAAGUGUUUCAGAUCGUCCCACUUUCUUCAGCUACAUGUUCCUUGUUACAUUGGUCAGAAUGUAGAGAGCCUUUUUUAAUACAAGGUUAGUGGUUAGCAAGUUAGAUGUGUGGUGACGUGUCAUCUGAUUUUAACCAAUUGGCCAGUUUCAUUCAGUUAGUGCUUUUGGAAUCUAAAUGAACAAAUUAGUUUGCUUGUUAUCUAGCCUUUCUAUUGAGACAAUGCUAACUAACAGAUUUGCCUAGCUUAGGAUACUAAUUGAGGGGUGCAAGUUAUAGCCUAUUAGGCCUAUGGCUAAUUUAGCUAGGUGCACAACUAGGCUAUUUGUUGUUUCAAGGGCUAGCAGAAUUCCCAUUCCACUGUCACAAACAGCUUAAAAAGCUAACUUGCCACAUAUUUAAAUGUAAGCUAGUGUCAGUUAUUGCUAAGACAUCUGUGAGCCAGCUAAUUAUUGCAGAAAUUUUGCCGACUUGUCAUUUAGCCUGGAGAAGCCUCAGUCUGUGGCCAGUGCAGAGGAACCAGUAAGGCAAGAGGGUGAUCUGCUCUGGAGAUUUCUCAACUCAAUUAAUAUGGCUUUUUAUGUUUAUUGUUCAAUAAAUAGGACGUAGAGAACACUUGUGAAGUCAAAAGUAUUUGUAAUAUUUGUAAUAUCAUUUUCUUAGCAUAAAGAAUGUUUAGAAUUUAUUUAAUGCCAUCACAAUGUUUUUCAGACCAAAAUAUUGAGUAAAAUUGAUGUCAUUUCCUGUACAAACGGUAACAAACAAAUAUGGAAAUAGCAGUAUCCCAGUCGUAAAGGGUUCUGAUGUUCCUGUAAUUAUGUGGGGUGCAUUCCUGCCAUGAUUUGGGUGCCGUCAUAGCCCUCUGGAAUCAAGCCUGAAGCAGCAUUUUCCAAUCAAGUAAGCAUAAGUCGAUUAUCUUUUCUAAUGGAAAUGUGGUAUCAUAUUCCUCCUAUUUCAGACUCUGGUAGACACUGUCAUGGUGCACAUAGGCCAUUCUGGCUACACCUGGUGGCACAAUACCCUGUUCAGGGCCUUCAAAUGAGUGUCUCUCAUUUCGUUUCUAUCUGUAUAAUUCUGUAUGCCCGUAUAUGUCUGGGCUACCAUACAUUUGCCUGUUUGGUAGCAAAUAGGACUUGCAACAUUUUGUCCACCUCUUCAACCCAGCCUUGGUAACUACCAGAUUUUCCGGUUAUUUGCGCUAUUGUGUGAUGAGGCAAACUGCUCAAGAUUUUAAUGAAGGUUGCCAACCAGUCAUUGCCUUUGGCAUUUUGAAUGAUAUCAUUUUGAAUAAUGAUUAACAGCGUCAGCCACCGCAGAUGUCAGACGAUAGCGAGCUAAAUUUCCACAGGGCGUCGCUUAUGAGCGUCGUGCGUUUGAUGUACCCGUGGCUAAGUUUGGCACUGUGAAAUGGUAAAGGGCCGAGUUCUUGAAAAAAAAAAAAAAACUUCACACCUUUGAAGGCUAAGGAUGAAACAGAAAUCGUGUCGUGGUGUAGUUAACCCUUGCACAGACGUCAGUCGCAUCACAGUCCAACCCUGUUGGCGCGACAUGGGCAAAACUGAAACAAAGGCCCGUUCACUGUCACAUGGGUUUCCGACCACAAUGGACACAUGCUUCUGACACUCAAUGCCUAUUGCAUUUCAUGCCACCGCAGGUUAUAGCAAGGUGGCAUUACUUCAUAUUGUCUAGUCACUGUCAGGGUAAAUGCAUUGUUGUACUGAAUAGGAAUAUGAAGGAAUAAUAGGAAUAGUAGGUAUGGAAAAUGGGAAUAUAGAGCAUUAACACUAGCUAUAUCAGUCAAGAGGAUUAUCACACUUUUUAUAGCUCACACAGAACAGGAAAUAAGAUGUACUGUAAGUGUUGACAAAAAGAACUACUUUUGCUUCUAAUUUAUAAUGGGGUAUAAAAGAGCAUGUCAAGUAGAUGAGCAGCUUGAGUCAGUGUCUGGAAAUGGUUUUUGGAAUAACAAGAGAGGACAAAGAAGCCGUCAGUGAAAAUAGCAGGGACAAUGACAGGCCUCUCGGAGACAGAAUAUUGUUCUCAGUACUGUUUCUAUUCAUUCCUAUUACUGAAAAAAUCUGAGUUUAUGAAUUUUUCAUUUAUACAGUUUCAACAUUUUAAAAACUGUAGGGGCUAUUCAGUCAUCCCGCCAAUUUUUUAUUUAUUGACUUGGAGUAACAACUAACAAGUUAACUUUUCUUAACCAGCAAGCGCAUUUGGCGCAGAAUAAAUGUGACUUUAUGACACGAAUGUUAGUGCAUAUGCAGGCCACACCAGAUUCCAGGCCUCAGUAUCACUGAAUGUGUUUGGGAUUACUUGGAUUGAAAGAAGCAGAAAAUGCAACCAACUCUGAGGUGUUUACAAGUAGCCUGGAAAAAUAUCCCUGCAGAUCUCUUUGAAGAACACAAAGCAAGUCUCCCAAAAAGACUGGAAGCUCUAAUGAUGGCAAAGGCUGGAUACACUAAAUACUGAAAGAUUUGAUAUUGUACAUCGUUGUGAAGGUUUUUGUGUAAUUUUUAAAGAUACAUAUACAGUGUUAAAUAUACAUUUGCAUUAUUUUCUGAGAUUGAAAAACAAAUAACUCACUUAAUAGCUGUUCACUGCAAAGUAAAUAAAAGAAAGGGUGGUCUCUGUAGAAAUUUUGUGCCAUUCCACGUUUUUCGAGAAGAAUGCAAUGACCAUCUCCACCCUACACCACCUUGUUAUUCCAGGUGUUACUAGAUACAGGUAGCAUACAGAUUGGAAGUUACCAAUAUGUGGAUUCCAAUCUGUAAACUACCUGCAUAUUGUAACACCUGGGAUGACUGGUGUGGAGUGGAGAUACCUGGACUGUGACAGAGCUUUUUGACAGUUUGUGGACUCUGAAUGUUCUUCCCCAACCUUUUCUCUGGCAUAAUUGCAUUUCAGUAUUGUGGACUUGGCCUGGAAUCCUGCCAGUCUUAUAGAUGAUUGGCUUUACUGUCGGUUUAUUGCAGUUCACUAAACUUCCUUAUUCCAGUUCCAUAUUUACUCUAGAAACCACAAAUGUUUUAAUAGCUGGAGGGGAUGGGUUAAGGAACUUUAUUUGCAUCAGACAGAGGGCUUCAUGUUUGAGUGACAUAAGACACCUCUCCAAGGGCUGUUGAGCUGUUAGAGUGGAUCGAUUAGUAAGUCCCAGUGAAGCAACUUGGAGUCUUUGCCGAACCCCUCCCCAGUGCCCAGCAGGUCGCGGUUCCAGGCCCGAAGUGGCCAUGCUGUCCAAGCUUGGUGCUGGUGAGCAGUGAACACGGUCCGGUUCUUGCCAUGGACAGCGUGCUGAGCAGCAGCCAUGACUCGCGGGCCACCCUCCGGGGCCUGGCCUCCAUCAAUCCCGCCUCUUUCUCGGCCCGAGUCGAGUCCUACGAGGCCGGCGAGAAGAAGAGCAUCUCCGAUGUCAGGAGGACCUUCUGCCUCUUCGUCACCUUCGACCUCCUCUUCAUCACCCUGCUCUGGAUCAUAGAGCUCAACGUAAAUGGAGGAAUCCAAGAGCAGCUGAAUAAAGAAGUCCUUCACUAUGAUUACCACGCUUCAUUUUUUGAUAUAUUUAUCCUGGCGGUGUUCCGCUUUGCGGCUCUCAUCCUGGCCUACGCCGUCUGCAAGCUGCGGCAUUGGUGGGCCAUCGCGAUAACAACAGCCGUCACUAGUGCCUUCUUGAUAGCGAAAGUCAUUCUCUCUAAGCUCCUGUCCCAGGGGGCCUUUGGGUACCUUUUGCCCAUCAUCUCCUUCAUCCUGGCCUGGAUCGAGACCUGGUUCCUGGACUUCAAAGUUCUGCCCCAGGAGGCAGAGGAUGAAAACCGGUUGCUGUCGGUGACAGACACUUCAGAGAGGGCCCCCCUCAUGCAUCCAGGGCCCCUGUCAGAUGGGCAGUUCUACUCCCCUCCCGAAUCUGUCGCAGAUUCAGAUGAAGACAUAGAGGAGAAACAUGACCACGAGAAGCCAGUUAUUUAGCAGGAAUACAAACUAGGGACUGGGAGGAGCCUGCCAUCACUGACAGCCCAGUGACUCAAGGUCUGGAAAGCCCAGAGUCCAGCGACAUUGGCUGCCCCACGUUCUGCAGUUGCCCUGGUUACCACUAUCCUCUCCUGUCAUGGAAGGUCACACUGCCUUACAACUGCUUCCGGCCUCUACUGUAUUCUUCAACCUGCAAUUAGUGCACUUACUUCCAACGCAGUCCAAUGUUCUCACCUUUUCUUCCCCAGACCAAGACAAAAAAAGGUGUAUCCCUUUUUAGAAAUGAAUGAAAUCUACGCUCUCGAGACAUAAAAAUGGAAAAAAAAUAAAUUGCGAAACAGUGUUGUGGCACACGUGUAAGCCCUUCCUGAUGUUUACAUUUUUAUAUGGUUAUUAUUUCAAGUUCACAAACAAGCCUUGUGAACACUGUGAUGGACGGAGUCGCCUUAGAGUUCAAGAUGCACGCAAUGCGACGCACUGGAUUUACCACGCAUGCCUCGAACGGACCUGCGUUGUCUUAACUCCUGUAUCCUCCCGGCAAAACGUCCGUUUCAAACACUGGCAUGUUUUAUUUUUACGUUUAUUUAUUAUAAUCAUCGCAACUCGGUGUGCUCUUCGAAGCUGAAAUUGACAAGCUUUGCGUGCAUGUAAACACGUACUGUAAAUAUCACUUAAGUCUCAGUAAAGCUGAGCGAUGCAUGGUCCCUUCUACAAAUCGUUUUCCUCUCGCGUCUCGUCAGAGACCGCGUGAAUCCCUAUCGCAUACUGUAGCUAAUGUUGCGUGUUGUGUGUGGAAUCCGAGACUUAUUCGUUCUAACUGAAAAAGACAGGGAAGCUACAAAUCUGGGAUUGCCUAAGAAUAAUUGUGUAAAGCAUUCUGACUGCCGUCAUUGAAUGGGAGGAUAUGUUCUACUGUUAUCGCUAUAUCUGAAACACAGGCAUCUCACAGGUGUCUUUUAUACCAGUGUUUUUCAUACUCGGUCCUGGGGGACCCCUUUGCAUGCUGAUUUUCAUUCUAACCACGAUUGCAAUUCCAUAAUUCUAACAAGCUGUUCAUUUAUCUUAAUUACACUUUCUAUGUUUUGAGGGAUUAUUUGCCUUCUUAGGAUACAUUAUAGCAGAAACUGCUAGGCAUGCAUGGAUAAUAAAAGUAACAAGGAACUGGGCUUGUAACCCAGAAGUUGCAGGUUCGAUUCUCGGGUAGGACACUGCCAUUGUAUCCUUGAAGAAGGUACGUACCCAGCAUUGUUUCAGUAUUAUAUAUCCAGCUGUCUAAAUGGAUGCAAUGUAAAUGCUAUGUGAAAAUGUUGUGUAAGUCGCUCUGGAUAAGAGGGUCUGCUAAAUGCCUGUAAUGCAAUGUAGUUUGAAACUGAUUACAUAAAGAGAGGUAAAUAAUUUUGAACUGAUCACAUUAAAGACUAGGAUUCAUCAAUUUGCCCCUAAUUGCUUUGAUUACAAGCCAAACUUGUGUUUUGUGAAAACAAUGCACGUUUGACUAGUUAUCAUUUUCUUUGUAUUUGGAUUUUUUCAUAUCAACCAAAUGGCUAGUUUUAUUGGCCAUGUGUCCAUACUUUCUCCAAUUAGGAGCCUAUUGUUUCACCUCAGUCUUCAAUUUGAUUGGUUUAAAAAGUACCUCUCUUUAUGUAGGCCUAAUCAUUUGCAGUAUAGCGCAAUGUGAAUAUUGGACUUCAUUACACACAUGGCAUGCAUAGGUAUUUCUGACACAAUGUAGUUGAAGAGGGUAAAUAAUCCCUCAAAAUAUGAAAAGUUGUAAUUAAGGAAAAUGAUCAGCUUGUUAAAAUUCUGGGAUUGCAGUUGUGGUUGGAACGGAAACCAGCAUACACGGGAGUCCCCUUGGGCUGCGUUUGAAAACCACCUGUCUAUACACCAACAGAUAGUUCAGUACAUGUUUUAUUACAUAUGUUAGUACAGCAUAUUAUUAGUAUGAAGUCAAGAGGCCCGGCAGAAACUCUCAUUAAAAAUGCCUCUCAAAACAUGUUAACCCUCUGAAUCAUAUGCAGAAUUAAAGUGAUCUAGAGGUUACUAUUAAAAUAACCCUUUCUUGUUAACUUGCAUACUGUAAAUUACAUGCUUCUAUAUAUUGUAUAUCAUAUAUAUAUAUAUAUAUAUAUAUUUACAAGGUGCCAAUAAAAUAAUUUGCCUGUUCUUAUUUCAUAUUUGUAAACAAUAGAGAACCAGUUCUUAUACUGAAGUACAAUUUUUUAAGGGAAUCGUGGAAUUUUGCUAAAUUAUGGUAUAUGCCAAAUUAUUGGUAAAUAAUAUUAGUGAAUUGGAUCCCAUGACUUAGUGAUUUUGACCUUAGAUGAUUUUUGAAGCAUAUAGCUGGAAUCAUUUUGGCGAGUUAGUGUUGCCAGUAUUGUGGCACACAGAAUGAACACAUUUAAUGUAAGUUGUCUGUAAGUUUACUGUAGCAUAAUAUAAAGAGAAAUGUGUAAUUAAAGGGGGUUUCAUUCACAGAAGGGCACACAUUAUUUUCAUGAACAGAAGUACAACUGUGUUACACAACAUGUCCAUGUUAUGUCAUCUCUGAAUGAGACUAAACAAUCUUGUUGAACUUACGACAGGGUAAUCGUAACAGUUUGUUUCUGAAAGCUAGGUCUUGUAGACCUAGGAAAUGUAUUUUGUCCCAGACUUUGAAUAGCUUUCAUUUCAGUGAUUUUUAUUGAAAUUAAUCAUUUAAAAUGUAUUUUUAAAAAUAACCUUUGCUCAGCUUUGUUACUCAAAGUUAAGGAUUCAAUGCAUUGGAUUUACAUUGAAUAAAGGCCUCAGUGAGAAAAUGCUUUACGCUUCUAUUGUCCCCGUAUAGAAUGACGAGACUGCACCUUUUAGCAUGAAUGUGCUAAAUAUUUGGAACAUUUAUAACAAUGUUUAACAAUAUUCUUUUCGUUCUUAAAGUUUCUUGCAGCUAUGGCACAUUUUACAUAAUAUUAAACUCUCCCUAAAAUGUGAAUGUGUGAGGAGGUCUUCCUUUCAACAAUCUUUGUUUUCAGUUUCAGUAGAUCACGUUGAUGAACGAUUUCAGCUGCAUUUGGUAAAGCAUUGAAUAAUGAACUCAGAUUACACUGUAAAUCUAAAAUGACUGCCAUUUUUAAAGUGGUUCUCAGUUUUCUAUUUUGUUCCAUUUCUUCUGAACUACAGCUAUGAAAUGAAAUAACAUUCAUUUUGAUAUACUGUACGGUGUGCAUGUAUCCAAACUGCCAUCCUUACAGAAAGUAUGUUUAUUCAAACAGCACAGAAAAAUGUUUGCAUUUGCAUUUUGGGAAACAAAAUGACAAUUAAAGUUGAGGCUCGGCUGAACAUAAUGCUGCCGGCCUUAGUUUUUAACCACAGGCUUGUUAUAUAUGCAUAUUUCAAUAUAUGAUAAAAAAUUUUUUAAAAACCCACAAUGCCAGUAUUACAGCGACUGCAACAGGGACAUCACUUUGCUAUUCACAGUUAAAGAUAAAGAGCGAUUUAGGGUUAGACGGAAGCGUAGCUGUGAGAAACGUCUGUAUUUUCAUACGAUCAUGUGUCCAAACUGUUCAUUGCUUUAAAUGUACCUGAUUGACAAUAGUUGUGUUUGAGAAAACAAAAUGUGGAUAAGACGCUGUGGUAAUAUAGGGACAGAUAUCAGGAAGAGAACAUUGUGUGCAGGAGGUGAGAAAUCAUCCCCCUUUAAUGCAUGAAUGCAUGUUCUGUGUCCAGCUUCUCAGUCCCCGUCCAUUAAUAAAGUAUAUUUAUGUCUA